UCGCGACCACGCUUGAUGUGGUGUUGGUUCUGCAUUCAGUCGUCGUCUCGUCGUCCCGUCAGUGUUUCGCGCAAGCAGAAAAGUUUUCGUGGUUAUGUUCAUCUAAAUAAAGAAAAUUUGGUUCGGACACAAAGUGCAUCGUAAAGUUGAAUGCGGUCUCGCCCGUGAGUGGACAAAAUUCACACGGCCGGAAAAGUUAAAGUGGCCAAUUUCGGAGCCAUCGUCGGGUCGCCCAAAAAACGUGGUGAUGUAACGUCGUUGUGUGCGGCAGUCACUGUAAAAAGACGUUCUCCUGAAGAGUGCAAAGAACAAGAAGCGAUUAGUGGAAGUCUCAAAAUUUGAGCUGAUUUGGUUCGAGAGGUGGUCUCCGGGCACCUUCAAUAUUAUUUCGAUUCGGUUCGCCGUUCGCACUGCUGGUGGAUUUUUCCUACAAAUGGCGCAGCAGUAAAUCUCGACAUUGGUGAUUUGGCGAUUUUUGUUCAGAACUUAUCAUGGAUCCUGCAACGUUCACAAUCUGGGACCCCUCCCAGCCGAAUGCCAAAAUGAAGAUUAUCAAUAUUCCCGGGCAGGGCCCGGCUCAGUUGAUAGAAACCGUAUCGUCAAACAGCGGAACAUCGGGCCAAGCCGAACAAAUCAUACUGCAAACACACGACGGUCAAGAGUACCUGGUGGACGAAAAUGACAUCAGCCGCAUAGAUCAGAUACCGCCGGAAAAUCUCAUCUACAUGGCCACCGAUGAUGGCUCGUUGAUUCAGGGGGAAGUUGUCCACGUACAGCCGGAAGAUAUGCACCAGCAUGUAAUACAACAGGGUCAGGAAUACAUGGAAUGUGAAGUAACGGAAGAAGUCAUAACCGACGACUGGGUCCAAACCGAUGGGCAGGAAUGUGUCCAAGUUACGGUGGAUCAGCUGGGAGCGACAACGGUGAUCGGAGCAGCCGAAGAUGACGUUACAGUACCGCUUCCAACGGAUCAGGACGAAUAUACGACUUCUCGGCCUUAUCCGUGCGAUUUCUGCAGUCGAAGGUUCAGGAAGAAGUCCAACUUGAUGAAUCAUAUGAUUGCGCACUCGAAUGACAGACCCCAUGUGUGUAAUUUAUGCGGUGCACAAUAUAUGAGGCGAGGUGACUUACUGAAUCAUCUAAAAUUGCACGCGUACGUUCCCGAUGAUCACGAAGAAUCGAUGCGGCAUGAUUCGGAUGAAUUCGAAUACGACCUUUCCGGAUCAACGCCACCCAGUUUGAAGCGAAGGUCUUUCUCCGAAGAUGAAGACGAUCUUCUGAUUCCGGCGCCCACACAGUAUGCACCUCUGCCAGCACCAGCCACAAAAAUACCCAAGAAGCCUCGGGCAAAGCCUAGUGCUUCAAAAUCUAGCAAAAAAUCAACCAAUCGAGCGCGCCAGUCUCAAGCGCAGCGACAACAACAGGAAACCAAGUACAAUGCAUCGGUGGAACCUUUCGUGAACCUUCCACCACGGUAUCCAGUGACCGACGACAGGAAGCCAUUCGUUUGCCAAAAAUGUGGCAUCUCGUUUGCUCGGGAAAAGGCACUUGCCUCACACUCCCGAAUUCACGGAGGAGACUCUCCGUUUGACUGCGAAACAUGUGGACAUCGAUUCUGGGACCGCGUAAUGUUACAGGAACACAUCCGACAACGACAUGCUUCAAAUUUUCUAGCCGCUCCAUUGGAAUUACCGCCCGCUGAAAUCGUGGUUACGCCUCCAGAUGAGGUCGAAGAGGACAGCCCUGCCGAAGAAGACGUUGAAGGUCAAUACUACUGCGACAACUGUGGUUUGAUGUUCCAAAAGCAAGAACUAUUAAAACGACACAUAAAACAAGCUCACACUGUCCGAGAGCCUAAAUUCGAACCAAUCAGUCAAAUUGUUCGCCAACGUCAGCAGCAUCAACAGCAAAUCCAGCAGGAAGAGGAAGAAGACGAUGAAGAUACGGAUAAUCAGAUGGAAGAAACAGAACCCCAACAACCCCUCUCCUGUAAUGUAUGCGGAGAAACGUUCCUGGAAGCGUUGGAUCUGUUGGCUCACGCCGAAGUCCAUGCAAGGUUCGAACCGUACAAAUGCCAGCUCUGUCGGGAAUCGUUCUUAGAUGAAAACACCAUUAAGGAACAUGUCCAGAAACAGCACAGCCAUGAGCUGACGGAAACUUCUUGUGUGAUUUGCGGAAAGUCGUGCAAGAAUCACGCCGGUCUGUUGAAGCAUGCCUUCGAGCACUCGCGUGAAAGGACUAAGUUGUUCGGUUCCCAUAGUUGCUCCAAAUGUGGCAAAACGUUCCACAACAAAGCCCGACUCAAGCGCCACAUGGUGUCCCAUCGGAACAAAUCGGUUCGGUGCGAAAUUUGCCAGGAAGAGUUUCCCGAUGGGCGGAGUUUGAUGAACCACCGGCACUCGCACACGAAAACCAAACAGUUCCCCUGCCACGAGUGUGGGAAAACAUUUGGCUCGCGUUCGUCCCAGCAGAUCCAUCUGAGGAUUCAUUCCGGGGAGCGGCCGUACGGAUGUCGAUUCUGCUGGAAAGCCUUUGCCGAUGGAGGAACGCUGCGCAAACAUGAGCGGGUCCACACCGGAGAGAAACCCUACGGUUGUUCGGUGUGUCCUCGGGCCUUCAACCAGCGAGUGGUGCUGAGGGAGCACAUACGAUCUCACCACUCCGCUCCGGACACCAAACGUGGCACUGCCACGCAACCGUAUUUCUGUGCCGUUUGCAGUCAGCUGUUUGAAACAUCGAUGGAAUUAAUCCAACAUCUGAUCCAGCAUAGCGAUAUGAAUACGGCUAUGAAACGGCAACCGCCGACCUUCCCUAGAAAGUACAAAAGACGAAGAAAGCUCAAAGCCGAUGAAGGAGAAAAACCACCGCACUCUAGCAAGAGUAGGAAAAAAGAAGUCAAUAUCACCUACAUAGAAACUGAGCAAGAACCUGCGGAGGAUGAAGAUUUGCUAAAGAAUCCGGCAGAAGUUUUGCUAGAAUACGGCGCAGGAACUUCGAACAAGAAAUUAAUAGCAUCUCCCAAGUACAUAAGUUCGUACGACCUAUUAGCUUCAACUUCGGUAGACCUGAAGCCCUCAACCGUAGACGACAACGGGAUAAACCUUCUUAGCAAUGUAGUUCUCGUCUCCAAUAGUGAGAAAAAGAUCAAAACCAUCAAAACAGAAUCUCCAAAAGGGCGCGCGGUGAAGCAGUCGUCAUCUCCUGGAGCAACGUCUACCAACUCAUUAGGUACAUCUUCCGGAUCUAGACCCCGUAUGAUUCAUACUCAAAAAACGCGAGUACCUGUCAACGACGGAAAGCGUAAAACCAAAACGGUCAUCACCAAAGACAUUAAAAGUCAUCCGGAAAGCACUACCAGCCCAUACACAACUCUUGAAUUCAAACGUUCGAAGAAUCGUACAGUGCCAACCUAUCGGGAAAUCCCAUCUGACAAGAUUUCCUCCGAAAGUUUCCCACUCCUAGACGAUGGACGGGAAGAUGAUGGCGACGGGGAUGACCAAUCGGAAUCAAACCAAGCCGCUCUGGACGCCUUAUCCAGCAGCCAACGGCACCAGCAAGAGGUCCCCAAUUACGAAGAUCUCCUCAACCAAAAUCUUCUCAUGGAAAUAUCCCGAAAGGACAAAUACAUUGACAAAUACAACAGCGACAUUGUCAACGAUCUGGAAGAAAUUCUCCGAUCUCCAAUCAAAACCACUAACAAUAAUGUGCCACCAGCGGUCAUUAUGGCCACUCCCAGAACUAGUCACUACAGCAACAGCCAAGAUGAACAGGACGAAGACGAAUCAGAGCAGAAACCUCGCAAAGUCUCCCGCAAGCAACAGCUCAAGAAAAUUAGCAAAGAAACCGCACAGAAGUCGCUCACUUCGGCGCUGCGCAGUCAACGGCUGACCAGGCGUCAACUGGAACGAGAGGUCAACUUCCUGCGGGAAGCCUACAACCCAGAUCCCCACUCGACCAUUAGUAUCAAACAGGAGAAGGACAGCCCAGACAAACUUUCCGCAAUGCUGUUGAACGACCUGCAGCAACCUUCGUCGUCGUCAUCUUCUAUGGCGUUGCUCAACCCCAAGCUGGAACCAAUGCCGGAACCCUUGAUGACCGAUGAGGGCGAAACGGAGAGCACUCAACUUCAGGAGGUAGCGCCUCCACCGGUGGUGCAGAUAUUUCAAUGCGAAAUCUGCUUGGCCGUGUUCGACAGUCGCUCUCAGUUGUUGCUACACGUGCCUAUCCACAUCUAACUCUAUUGUUGAUUACCUACGAUGGUUGCUUUUUUGUUGAUUGAUAAUAACGUUAUCACACUUUCUCGUUUGGGAAAAUAUACUCAGAAAGGCAGUAUUCCAACAGAAGUGAAGUGUUGUAAUAGUAAAGUUACACAGUGAAACUAACUACUUGCAUUAUAAUUGUAGAUGUUAUUUUUGAAAUUACAAUUGAAAUAAAAUAUGAAAUUGGAAACAGA
This is a messenger RNA of Aedes aegypti (yellow fever mosquito), 4453 nucleotides long. Its product is annotated as zinc finger protein 836. Gene Ontology annotation, molecular function: DNA-binding transcription factor activity; RNA polymerase II cis-regulatory region sequence-specific DNA binding. The transcript is spliced from 4 exons. Bases 492 to 4235 code for a protein of 1247 amino acids. The record is from RefSeq and is a predicted model, not a curated record. Lineage: Eukaryota; Metazoa; Arthropoda; Insecta; Diptera; Culicidae. Gene Ontology annotation, biological process: regulation of transcription by RNA polymerase II.